Molecule: messenger RNA, 5412 nt
Organism: Adineta steineri
Lineage: Eukaryota; Metazoa; Rotifera; Eurotatoria; Adinetida; Adinetidae
Source: the annotation of a GenBank genome assembly
AUGACUACGAUAUUACUACGUAGUACUAUAACCGCAAAAAGUACAAAAGCUAAAAAUGAUGAUAAUGUAACAAAUGUUAGAGUAAAAAGGCAAUAUAAUCAAUAUCCUUAUGACACACGACAACGAUAUCCGCAACCUCCUCAACCUCCACCAAGACAAUCUCCACCGAAUGAUCCUGAUGAAACAUAUAUUCAAGGUUCGGAAUGUAAAGGUUGUGGUCCACGACGAGAUUGUCAAUGUCCUGGAAAGGGUGCUAUGGGUAUUACUGGUCCACAGGGUUUUCCAGGUAUACCAGGUGAUCGUGGUGUAAAAGGUCCAGUAGGACGAGCAGGUAGUCUAGGUCUUUCUGGUGAAAAAGGUGAUCGUGGUCAGUAUGGUAACAAAGGAGAACGAGGCGAUGAUGGAUUAUUGCCUAUUGAUGGUCAAAAUGGUUUUCCUGGACAAUCUGGUGCUAUAGGUCCACGUGGUAUUCCUGGUGUACCAGGCUGUAAUGGAAGCAAGGGUGAAGCCGGUGAAGAUGGCCGUAUGGGAUUAGAUGGCUUACCGGGUGCAGCUGGUACACCAGGUCGAAUUGGUGAACAAGGUGAACCAGGUGAUGCAACAGGCCUUAACGGUAUUGUAUCAGGACCACGUGGUGAUCCUGGUCCAGCUGGCCGUCCAGGUGUUCCCGGCUGGCCUGGUCCACCCGGUGCACCAGGUUUAUCAGGCUCAUCAGGAACACCAGGACCAAAUGGCUUACCAGGACCAAGAGGAGAUCCCGGUUUGCCAGGUCCCGAUGGACCAACAAGUUACGGUAACAAAGGUCAACGAGGUGAACCAGGUGACAAUGCUCCUACACCAGUCGAUACAGUUUCAUAUGGUCGUUUACGAGGUAUUACAAAUGUCAAUGGACCACCAGGACUACGUGGUCCAGAUGGUGAUCGUGGUUAUAGAGGAGACCGUGGUCAACCUGGUUAUCUGGGUAUUGAUGGUUUACAAGGAUCUAAAGGAGAAAAAGGUGAUAUUGGCUCACCUGGAUCACAAGGUAAACUGGGUAAAGAAGGUCCUGCUGGUCCAUAUGGUAUCAAAGGCGCAUCCGGACCACCAGGCCCACCUGGAAGUGAUGGUUUCCCUGGUGACCCUGGCCAAAAUGGAUAUCCUGGUUCCAAAGGUCAACGUGGUGACCAUGGUCCAGCUGGUCCAAAUACUUAUGGUAGCAGACGAUCUCGACCACUUCCUGGACCACCUGGUUAUCCUGGAAUGACAGGUGAAGCAGGACCAAAUGGUUAUCCUGGAUCUCCUGGUUUUCCUGGUCGAGAAGGUAUUAAAGGUGACCGGGGUGAUUAUGGUUCACCUGGUAGACCUGGCCCUAUGGGAGAAACAGCUGAUGCAGAAAAAGGAGAUCGAGGCUUAGAUGGACUACCUGGUAGAUCUGGCCCACCUGGACCUGCUGGCAUGCCGGGAGACAAAGGUGGAAUUGGUGAAAAAGGAUUUGUUGGUGAAGAAACAUAUGGACCACGUGGUAACAAUGGUAUUCCUGGUCGCACCGGAUAUCCCGGAUUACCAGGACUAUCAGGAGAUGUUGGUGAACCAGGUCUACCAGGUCUACCUGCUGAACCAGGCUUUAUAGGUUAUCAAGGAUAUGGUCCACCGGGUCCACAAGGAUAUCCAGGUCGAUCAGGACCACCUGGCGCACCGGGUUUUCCAGGUAUUCCUGGAUUAAAAGGUGAUGGUGGUGAACCUGGUGGUUGUGGAUUUUGUCCACCGGCUGUUUCUGGUCUUCAAGGAGAUCGUGGUACUCAAGGUUAUCGUGGACGACCAGGCUUACAUGGCGCACCCGGAUUUCGAGGUGAAAAAGGUGAUGGUGGACCAAGUGGAGCACCUGGUCCUGAUGGUUUACCCGGACCUAAUGGCCUUCCUGGUCGAGAUGGGUAUCCAGGUUUACGAGGACGUAAAGGUGAACCAGGUGAACUCAUUGGUGUUGAUGGUAUUAAAGGUCGUCGAGGUAUGCCUGGUGAAUCUGGAGGAAAAGGUUAUCUUGGUGAUGUUGGUGAACCUGGCGUAAAUGGACGUGAUGGUUAUGAUGGUAUUCCAGGUGCACCUGGUGCACGAGGUUCCUCAGGUGAUGCUGGACGAGACGGUACUCCAGGUGUUUCAGGACCUAAAGGUCCACAAGGUCAACCUGGUCCACCUGGUCAAGUAUUUUCACGUGGAGAACGUGGUCCACAAGGUGAAAGUGGACCACAAGGUAAAACUGGACGACCUGGUAUGCCUGGUCCACCUGGUGAAGAUGCACCAAUGCUACUGGUUACACCAGGACCACCAGGCAUUAGAGGAUAUCGGGGUGAUAGCGGUUCUGCUGGUCAACCUGGUAUUCCUGGAUUACCUGGACGAGAUGGUAUACCAGGUGCAAAUGGUUAUCCUGGUCCUAAGGGUGAAGAUGGUCGGCCUGGAUUUCCUGGAUUACCAGGUGAAAAUGGUGUCAAAGGUUAUCCGGGUAUGGAUGGACGACCUGGAAUUGAUGGACGACCUGGUCUUCCUGGCAUGAAUGGACAAGCUGGUCUUCCUGGGCUAGCUGGAGCUAAAGGUCAACGAGGUGAAACUGCUAUUGCAACAACUUCUGGACCACCUGGCAGUGCAGGUCCAAAAGGUAUUACUGGUCCACGUGGUUUACCUGGUCUAUCAGGACAACGCGGUGCACCUGGCCCACGUGGUUUAUCAGGCAACCCAGGCUUAAAUGGUCUUCCUGGACAAGCAGGUUCAAAAGGACCUAAAGGAGAUCGAGGUGGUUCUGCACCUAGUUUAUGGGGUGACGCUGGUUUGCCUGGUGUUCGUGGUCGACCUGGAACUCCUGGAAGUGCUGGAGCUCCAGGUAAUCCUGGCCUUGCUGGUUAUCGUGGUUUACCGGGUGAUGCAGGUCGAGCGGGUCAAAAUGGUUUACCUGGCUUUCAAGGCAAACCAGGCGAACGUGGUGACAAUGGACUUGACGGUUUCCCAGGUUUGAUUGGAAUGAAAGGUCGCCCUGGCGUACCUGGUGAACGCGGUAUUCCUGGUGGCGCAGGUGUAAAUGGACUUCCUGGUUUUCCUGGUCCUAAAGGGCUUACAGGCGAUGUUGGAGAACCCGGUCUUGGCGGUGGACGUAGUCAACCAGGUCAAAAAGGAGAAAUGGGUGAAACUGGUGAAGUUGGUCUACCGGGUAUUAAAGGUCUACCAGGAGAUUCUGGUACAUAUGGUUCUAAAGGACUUCCAGGAGAUGUUGGAUUUCCAGGUCUACCCGGCACUGCUGGUCUACCUGGCCGUGAAGGACGUGCUGGUUUACCAGGUUUGAAAGGUGAAAUAGGCGAUUCAUUUAAAGGCAUUAAUGGUAUACGAGGUGAUCGUGGUUUACCUGGCCUUCCAGGCCUACCAGGUGCUCCAGGUCUUCGUGGAAUGCCUGGACUUCCUGGAGGUAGUGGUUCACGAGGUCUACCAGGACUUGUUGGACUUUCAGGCUUGCCUGGUUUAAACGGUGCACCUGGAUUACCGGGAUUGAAAGGUCCAGUAGGACAGAGUGGACUUCCUGGAGGUGUUGGAGCUGCAGGUGAUCGAGGUUUUGCUGGUCGUCCUGGCUUACCCGGUCUCCCAGGUUUGAAAGGCCCGGCUGGAGAUCGAGGCCGAGAUGGACAAGCUACACGACCAGGAGCAAAAGGAGAAGCAGGUGAUGCUGGUGCACCUGGAUUACCAGGACUUGCUGGAAUGAUUGGUGAUGCUGGUGUUCCAGGUUUCCCAGGCGCUGUUGGUCUACCAGGAACACCAGGUCGUAAUGGUUAUCCUGGUUUACAAGGAGAACGAGGUUUAGGUGGUAUACCAGGAAAAACAGGACGACGAGGCUUACCUGGCCUACCAGGAUCGAAAGGAAAUUCUGGUUUACCCGGCCGUCCUGGUGUUAAAGGUAUCCCAGGUGAUAGUGGUGGUCAAUCUAUGCCAGGUCUUCGUGGUGAUGCUGGUCGUAAUGGCCUUCCAGGUCAGCCAGGUACUCGAGGACCACCUGGAGAAGUUGGUGUACCAGGUCCACCAGGUCCUGAUGGCCGUGGAUCAGCUGGUGAAAGAGGACCAACAGGAGAUCGUGGUUUAGAUGGUACACCCGGCCGACCAGGUUCAAUUGGAUAUUCUGGACGAGAUGGUAAACCAGGUUUAUCUGGUCCUCCUGGCGGACCAGGUCUUCUUGGAAUGAAUGGCCUUCCUGGCGCUCCAGGCCUUCCAGGCCCUAAAGGAUUACCAGGUCAACCGGGUCCAUCCGGAAAUUCAGGAAUUCCCGGUAGACGAGGUGAACCAGGUACACCAGGUUUACCUGGAAUGGCAGGCCGUAAGGGAGAACUGGGUGAUGCAGGUUUACCAGGUGCUAAUGGACUUCCUGGUUUACCUGGUCCUAAAGGAGAAGCAGUUCGUAUAGACGCUAUAGUAGAACCAGGUCGUAAAGGUGAACGUGGUGAUCAGGGACGAGCAGGUGCUAGCGGAUUGCCAGGACAAGUAGGUUUUCCUGGAGCAAAAGGUUUUCCAGGUCAAGUUGGUCUUUCUGGACGUCCAGGUAAUCCAGGUACAUUGGGUGCUCGUGGUUCACUUGGUGAUGGUGGAUUGCCUGGAGCACCCGGUUUACAUGGUCAACCAGGUCCACCAGGUAUUGCUGGUCAACAAGGUCCUCCAGGUGAUAACGGAGAAGGAUCAUUUGUAUUCACACGACAUAGUCAAGAUAAAACAAAUCCAAAUUGUCCACAUUCUACAACAAAAAUGCAAGAUGGUUAUUCAUUUAUGGGUAUGCAAGGUGAUACAUAUGCUGCUCAUCAAGAUCUUGGUGGUUCUGGUAGUUGUUUACGUCGUUUUAGUGCAAUGCCAUUUUUAUUUUGUGAUAUUGGUAAUAUAUGUCAUUACGCAUCACGUAAUGAUUAUUCAUAUUGGUUAUCAACCAAUGAACCAAUGUCAGCCAGUAUGGCACCAUUUGAAACAAAGGAUAUACCAAAUCAUUUAAGUCGUUGUGUUGUUUGUGAAUCACCUACACCUGUAUUUGCCAUUCAUAGUCAAUCACAACGUGUACCUGCAUGUCCUGAAGGAUAUGAUCUUUUAUGGAGUGGAUAUAGUUUUAUAUUUACAUCAGCUGAUGGUGGUCGUGGUGAUCAACAAAGUUUACAAUCACCAGGUUCAUGUCUUGAAAAAUAUCAUGAUCGACCAUAUUUCCAUUGCAAAGAUCAUUCACAUUGCAAUUAUUAUCCAAAUAUGAUGACAUUUUAUUUAGCUACAUUAGAUGAAUAUACUGGUUUUGAAAAACCAAAAUUACUUACAUUAAAAUCAGGUACACAAAGACAACAUGUUAGUCGAUGUGCUGUUUGUCAUGCAAAUUUAUUUAAACAAACAGCUAGUGGACCAUCAGCAUUUUUUGCACAAGUGAAAAAAAUUUAA